AAUACUGACUUUUCAAGUGUAGAUUGUAAAUAAAGUGUCGAAUUGAUUAAUACCUAAACGAUUUGUUAAUGUUUUGUUGCUUACUUGUUCAUUUAAAAAUAUGUUUUUUUAGUACUUUAGGGAUUAAUAUUCUUUUCAUUUUGAAUAUGUUUGAAAUAUCUAGAUCUCAUUCUUUUUUUUUGUUUUUUCAAGUCUUAAACAUUUUUUAGAAUUUAUGUAUGUCUUCGACACAAUAUUAACUAUAUAGUAACUUUGAUGAAUAAUGAACUGCUCUAAGAAAAGUCCUCGUAAGACUGAAUAAAUUAAAAAGAAGAAUACAAUUCAAGACACUAUGACCUCUCUCUAAUUGAAAAUCCAAAAUGAAUUUGCUGCGCCAGUUAGUCACAGCGUGGGAUCUCUCUCCAGCUGCAAAAUGCUAUCAACACAGUAUAUAAUGAUUCUGGUAAUGGUGCGGAACAUCUUGUUUUUAGUGUUAGGCAUAAUUAUAGGCGUACGACUCACGGAUUUUGUAGGCUACCUGAAGCUGUGGAGGGAUAACGACAUAAAGGCGAGUGAAAAGGCGGCGCUGCUGAAGUAUCCGGUGGCCACGGAGGAGCACCUGGCCAUCUGGCUGAGGCGGGAGGUGCGAAUCCUGUGCCUGGUGCUCACCAUGCCAUCUUCGCACAGCACGAAGGCAGCUCGUGUGAAUCGUACGUGGGGAGCACGUUGCAACAAACUCAUCUUCAUGAGCACCAAAACGGAUCCCCAUCUGAAUAUUCUCAAGAUUAACAUAUCCGAAUCUCGGAAUAAUCUGUAUGCCAAAGUACGCACAGGGAUGGGGUAUGUCCACAAGCAUCACUUAAAUGAGUACGACUGGUUUCUGAAGGCCGAUGAUGACACUUAUGUUGUAAUGGAGAACUUGCGUCUGUUCCUCUACCCCUAUGAUCCCGAAUCGUCUGUUUACUUUGGCUGUCGCUUCAAAUCGUCCUACUCCCAGGGUUACAUGUCCGGUGGCGGAGGAUAUGUGCUGAGCAGGGACGCCCUGCGUCGUCUGAACUUAUUCGCCCUGAACAGCACCACCACCUGCAAACUGAACGGCGAUUCCGAGGACGUUCAGAUUGGACAUUGCCUGCAGGACGUGGGUGUAGUAGCCGGAGAUACGCGGGACUUUCAAGGACAUCACCGCUUCCUGCCCGUCAGUCCGUGGACUUUAAUUCCCUUCAUCCCAUAUGGUUCCUGGAUGGAUAGCUACUUCUUCCAUCAGCCAAAUAGAAGCGAUUGCUGCUCUGCAUCGGCUAUAACCUUUCAUUAUGUCAAAGACAUCGAGUUUGAGUUCUUUGAAUUCUUUUUGUACUACCUGAGGGUCUUCGGACUGCAUAGGACACAAAGGGCACUUCCUUCGCGUUUGGGCUUCAGGCAGAUGAACGAGCGUCUGCAAUAUUGGGCCCAUCAAGUCGCCGACCACAAAGGAUAACUUAACAUAUCAGAGAUGAUCCUGCCAAUCAACACUUUACCAAGCAUCAAGAUUUUAACCAUUAGCACAAUUAAAUUAAUAUUAUUUUUGAACCACCCUUCGUAUUGUAUUUAAUUGAAAAUAUGUAUAUUUUUAAUCUCUCGUCAAAAAUAUCAGUUAUUUUAGAAUUCAUUAAUUAUUAUUUAUA
Messenger RNA from Drosophila gunungcola (fruit fly), 1640 nucleotides. Its product is annotated as glycoprotein-N-acetylgalactosamine 3-beta-galactosyltransferase 1. Gene Ontology annotation, cellular component: membrane. Bases 413 to 1453 code for a protein of 346 amino acids. NCBI's taxonomy places the organism in Eukaryota, Metazoa, Arthropoda, Insecta, Diptera, Drosophilidae. The transcript has 3 exons. Gene Ontology annotation, molecular function: N-acetylgalactosaminide beta-1,3-galactosyltransferase activity. The record is from RefSeq and is a predicted model, not a curated record.